AAGCUCAACGUAUAAACACUACCAUGGAGAAAUACCCCCUAUAUUUGUAAAGCUUGAAUUGAUUGAGUAGUGUAGUAGUUGAUCUUGCCAUGAUCACCACAAUUAUGUUCUUCAACUGCAGCCAUGGAGACAUGAUGGAAAGUGUUGUGAGGAAACAAGCUAAGCAAGCCCAGCAUGAUCGACUUGUUGGAGUUAGGACUGCAACACCAAUCUUGCUCCACUGAUAUAAACUUUGUAUUCUAUAUUCCAGCAUUGUACCUAUAUAUAUACAUGUCUAUAUUCCAGCAUUGUAAUAAUAAUUACCACACCAGGUAGCCUGCGAAUCGAUUCGAGGAUGACGAAGAGUAGUUGGGUGUGGGCUGUGGUGGCGGCGGCGCUGAUGGGGAGUCUGGUGCAGGAAACCCAAGGGGCCCCGCCUUGCGGGUCCACUUUUGUCUCCGCAAUCGUCCAGCUCUUGCCGUGUAGGCCGGCGGUUUCCUCCUUUCGGCCCUUCCCACCCAGCGAGGCUUGCUGUGCUGCCCUCCGGUCUCUCGGGCAGCCGUGCUUGUGCAGCAUCCUCAGUGGGCCUCCCAUUGUCGGAGUUGAUCGCAACAUGGCUCUCCAGCUCCCGGACAAAUGCACUGCCAACUUUGAACCCUGUGAAAUGGGAAAGUAACAUCGCCCCGGAAUGCGAAAAAAGCUGAAUCGGAAGAUGAUGUGAUUACACAUGGAAGGGGAGGGCCAUUUGGGGUUCUAAUUAUCAGAAUAGAUAUAGAGAUGAUAAGUUUCUGGCACAGAUGAUUAUUGGUUAUUAGAUUUAGCCUUAAACUUGAAUAAAGUGACUGUAAGGUU
Messenger RNA from Cuscuta campestris, 831 nucleotides. The record is from the annotation of a GenBank genome assembly. Lineage: Eukaryota; Viridiplantae; Streptophyta; Magnoliopsida; Solanales; Convolvulaceae.